Messenger RNA from Numida meleagris (helmeted guineafowl), 4536 nucleotides. RefSeq names its product bromodomain containing 8 (gene BRD8). Gene Ontology annotation, cellular component: NuA4 histone acetyltransferase complex. The coding region runs from base 98 to 4195 and encodes 1365 amino acids. Gene Ontology annotation, molecular function: protein binding. The record is from RefSeq and is a predicted model, not a curated record. NCBI's taxonomy places the organism in Eukaryota, Metazoa, Chordata, Aves, Galliformes, Numididae. The transcript is spliced from 30 exons.
GAUGGGCGGGGCCUGAGCGCGAGGGGUGGGGCGCGCCGGGCUCCCGGCGGGCUGUGCGCGAGGCUCCGCCCCGCCUCACUCGGGCCGGGCGGGGAAGAUGGCGGCGGGGACGGGCAAGCACAAGCUGCUGAGCGCUGGCCCCACCGAGCCCUGGUCCAUCCGCGAGAAGCUCUGCCUCGCCUCCUCCGUCAUGCGCAGCGGCGACCAGAACUGGGUCUCAGUCAGCAGAGCCAUCAAACCCUUUGCAGAGCCAGGCCGCCCACCCGAUUGGUUUUCCCAAAAGCACUGUGCAUCUCAGUAUUCAGAGCUCUUGGAGACUACAGAGACCCCUAAGAGAAAGCGUGGUGAGAAAGGAGAGGUGGUGGAAACUGUGGAAGACGUCAUUGUGCGGAAAUUGACUGCAGAACGGGUUGAGGAGUUGAAGAAAAUUAUUAAAGAAACACAGGAGAAAUACAGGCAACUCAAGAAGGAUGCAGAGCUGAUCCAGGCUGGACACAUGGAUAACAGGCUGGAGGAGCUGUGCAAUGAGAUUAUGAUAAAGAAGAAGCUGGAGGAGGAGGAGGCAGAAGUCAAGAGGAAGGCUACAGAUGCUGCUUAUCAAGCUCGUCAGGCCAUUAAGAAUCCGCCACGAAGAUUAACGGGUGUGAUGGUUCGCUCCCCUGCAGGUUCAACCUCUCCAGGGGGAGACUAUGCUCUGGGAGAUCUGUCUCAGCCUGCUGUGGAUGAGGCCAGCCCAGGGGUCACUCCAGGGACAUUGCCCAGCACCCCAGUUGCCACCUUCAUUGGAAUCCCUGACACCCCUCCAGGCUCUGCUCCCCUGGAUGCCCCCAUGACCCCAGUCACUGAUGAUUCACCCCAGAAAAAGAUGCUAGGACAAAAAGCAACUCCGCCUCCUUCCCCUCUGCUCUCAGAGCUGCUGAAGAAGGGCAGUCUCCUGCCCACAAGCCCCAGGCUGGUUGGUGAAAAUGAAAUGGCAGUGGCUUCUGGUCACAUGAACAGCUCAGGAGUCCUGCUGGAGGUAGGAAGCGUCCUUCCAGUGCUGCACAGUGGGGAAAUGCAGUCGGCACCUGGUGCUGUUCCUGCAUCUCCUGCUGCUUCAGGUGCUCCUACGCUUUCCCGGCUUUUAGAAGCUGGUCCUGCGCAGUUCACCUCACCUCUUGCUUCCUUCUCCGCUGUUGCCAGCGAACCUCCAGCUAAGCUCCUGCCACCCCCCGUAGAGCCUGUGUCGCAGGCAACCAUUGUCAUGAUGCCCACGCUGUCAGCACCAUCCGUUGUGCCACCAGCUGCAGCUCCAGAAAGCGUAGUCACAGUGAGCCAGCCAGAAGCCUGUGUUUCCAUGGAGGCAGUGUCUGAUUCCCAUACAGUGACAAUGCCCAUGGACAGCAGUGAAAUAUCCAUGAUCAUUGAUUCAAUCAAGAAGGAGUGCCUGGGUUCUGGAGCUGGCAGUACUGCAGGGUCUUCCAAAGAUCACUGCAUUGAUGGGAAAGAAGACCUGGAUUUGGCUGAGAAGAUGGAUAUUGCAGUGUCCUAUACAGGCGAAGAGCUGGACUUCGAUACUGUUGGAAAUAUUAUAGCCAUCAUUGAGGACAAGGUAGAUGACAACCCUGAAGUCCUGGAUGCGGCAGUUGUUGAAGCUGCUCUGUCCUCUUUCUGUGAAGAUACUGAUGACCCUCAGGCCUUGCCUGGCCCAUGGGAACACCCAAUUCAUCAGGAACAUGAGAAACAGGCCCAGAUACCCCAAGUGUCUGUGACUGUGAAGCAGGAGAGACUGGAGUGUGAGGAGCCAGAAGCAAAGGGAAUUCGAGAGCUGAUGGGCAUUGGAGAGCUGGGAUCAGAAAUAAAGACAGAACCUGCAGAGCAAGAGCAGAGUCAGCUGGGCCCUGAAGAAACCAUACCAGCAGCCACGAGAGUGACAGAAACACCAGAGCUUAGGAGUCAAGAGAUCGAAGAGGAUCAAAGAGCAGCUGUGGCAGCAGGAGAGAGUCCUGAAAUUGAGACAGAAUCAACCAAGGGAGAAGACACAAUGCACAAUACGGUGAAGACAGAGACCCCACCUGAUGAUGAUUCAUCCCCUCCACAAGUCCCAAAUGUGAGUGAAGACUCCUCACAGGCUGAUGUUCAGCACAAAUUUGAGCUGUCAGACUCAAUGAAGGAGGAAGCCCAAGCCCUCUUUAGGAAUCAGAUGAAGGAUGGACAAGGUGAAGAGGAUGAUGAGGAUGGUGCCAGUGAGGCUGCCAGUUUGGAGGAGCCCAAAGAAGAAGAUCAGGGUGAGGGAUAUCUGUCAGAGAUGGAUAACGAACCCCCUGUGAGUGAGAGCGAUGAUGGCUUCAGUGUCCAUAAUGCACCGUUACAGUCUCACACACUAGCUGACUCCAUCCCCAGCAGCCCAGCCUCCUCGCAGUUCUCAGUGUGCAGUGAGGAUCAGGAAGCAAUACAGGCUCAGAAGAUCUGGAAGAAAGCUAUCAUGCUGGUUUGGAGAGCAGCAGCUAAUCACAGGUAUGCCAAUGUCUUCCUACAGCCUGUGACUGACGAUAUAGCACCAGGCUACCACAGUAUUGUGCAGAGGCCAAUGGAUUUAUCUACCAUCAAGAAGAACAUUGAGAAUGGGCUGAUACGAACCACAGCUGAGUUCCAGCGUGAUAUUAUGCUGAUGUUUCAAAAUGCAGUUAUGUACAAUAGCUCUGACCAUGAUGUGUACCAUAUGGCUGUGGAGAUGCAGCGAGAUGUCCUGGAGCAGAUCCAGCAAUUUCUGGCUACACAACUGAUCAUGCAAACAUCAGAGUCGGGGAUCAGCGCAAAGAGCCUGCGUGGGCGAGACUCCACUCGCAAGCAAGAUGCUUCUGAGAAGGACAGUGUCCCAAUGGGCUCUCCUGCCUUCCUUCUCUCUCUCUUUAUGGGCCAUCCCUGGGUGUGGUGCAGUUCUGAGUCGGAGUCAGAGAACAGUGACUUACAGUCUCUUCUCAGCUGGCAUUCAAGUUUGGAUCUGGAAGUGGGAAACUGGAGGAAUGCCAAAGAGGUGGCCAUAGGGAAGCUGGAGGAAAGCAGCUACGAGACAGACAGCAGGCUGGAGUUCAGCGAUCCUGUCUGGGAGGAUGAUAGUGAAGACUUCCAAAAGGCAGAGAGGCAAUGUGAAGAUGACAGUCUUCUCCAGUUCUUCUCAGAGAUAACCCAGUUGCUGGAACCUCUCCGUGUCAGCUGCACAGAUUCAGCAGAGACUCUAUGGGAUUAUUCUGGCUCUGGGAAGCAGGAUGAUGGAGAAGAUGUGAGACGCCAGGAAGAGACCACAGGGACAGCAGUCUCAAGAGCAGAGGAAAGUCAGCUACAUGUCCUGGCAGAAGAUGAGAAAGAACAAUUCCCAGGAAGAGAGGACAAGACUCAAGAGGCACCUGGAGAAAAAGCUCUGUGUGAGCCAGAUUCACAGGAGAUUAACCAAGCCCAGGAUCAAGUUGAUAGUGAUGGCACCUCUGCAGACCCCAUGCUGGGCUCCACAAGCCCUGCCAACACACAGCUGAUGCAAUUGAGCUGGGAUAACCCCAUGAAGCAUUCUCACUUCAAAAGAACUGUUCUGUCCAUCUGGAAGAUGAUAGCCAGUCACAGAUGCAGUGGCCCAUUCCUGAAGGCCGUGUCAGAGAAACAAGCCCCUGGAUACAGUGAGGUGGUGAAGAGGCCCAUGGACCUGACCAGCAUCAAGAGGGGCCUGGCCAAGGGCCACAUCCGCUCCUUGGCGCAAUUCCAGUGCAGCCUGAUGCUCAUGUUCCAGAACGCCAUCAUGUACAACGCCGCCAACCACCACGUGCACCGCAUGGCGCUGGAGAUGCGCCGCGAGGUGCUGGAGCAGAUGCAGAUGCUGGGCGAGGCCCUGCUCCGCUCGGAGCACCGCCCGCCGCCGGGCCACAGCGGCCAAGCACAAGCAGAUCCGCCGGGGCGUGAAGGAGGUGCAGAAGUUCAUCAACAAAGGCGAGAAGGGGAUCACGGUGCUGGCCGGCGACACGCUGCCCAUCGACGUGUACUGCCAUAUCCCCAUCAUGUGCGAAGACAGAAAUCUGCCCUACGCUUAUGUCCCCUCCAAGUCGUUCUGAACUGGACCUGGAUGCAUACAGAAAGGAAGUACUGGCUAAGGUGUGGUUGGGGAAGAUGGCCCUCCCUGCUCAGACCAAGGGUUAAGGAUGGUCACUGCCUUCUCUGUGCUGGGUGAGGAGUGAAGCACAAGAGGCCAGUGCCAGGUGCUUAGGGCACGUUUCAGCUCUGCUGGGCAAAACUAGGAAGUGGCUUCUUGGGCUGCAUCAACAGAAGAGUGGUAUCAGGGCAAGGGAGGUGAUUGUCCCCCUCUGCUCUGCUCUCGUGAGGUAUCACAUGCAGUGCUGCAUCCAGGCCUGGGGCUCUCAGCAUAAGAAGGCUGAGCUGUUAGAGCAUCUCCAGAGGAGGGCCACAAAGAUGCUCAGAGGGCUGGAACAACUCUCCUAUGAAAAAAGGCUGAGGGAGCUGGGCUUGUUUAGUUUGGAGAAGGCUCUGGGGUGACCUUGUUGCAGCUUUCCA